AUGGAUAAACAAGGAUUUCUUUAUGUUUCUAAUUUUUGGAAGGAUGAAGUGAGACGAUGGAAAAUGGGUGAAUAUGGAGAAGGAACUGUAGUGGCAGGUGGAAAUGGAAGUGGAAAUCAACUUAAUCAACUCAAUCGUCCUACUUUUAUCUUUGUUGAUGUAGAUCAAUCUGUUUAUGUAUCAGAUUGGAGCAAUCAUCGUGUGAUGAAAUGGAGAAAAGAUGCAAAAGAAGGAACAGUUGUGGCUGGAGGAAAUGGUAAAGGAAGAAACCUCAACCAAUUAUGGUCACCUGAAGGAGUAGUUGUUGAUGAUUUAGGUCAAAUCUAUGUGGCAGAUUUAGGGAAUGAUCGAGUAAUGCGUUGGUGUGAAGGAAAAGAAGAAGGUGAAAUUAUUGUUGGUAGAAAUGGUAAAGGAAAUCAAUCAGACCGAUUCAAUGGUCCCCGUGGUUUAUCUUUUGAUGAUCAAGGAAACCUUUCUGUUGCUGAUGCUCAAAAUAAUCGAAUUCAAAAAUUUGAAUUAAUAUUGUGA
This is a messenger RNA of Adineta steineri, 528 nucleotides long. NCBI's taxonomy places the organism in Eukaryota, Metazoa, Rotifera, Eurotatoria, Adinetida, Adinetidae. The record is from the annotation of a GenBank genome assembly.